AUGAUGAGCAUUAUUGGGGUCGUUGUUGUGGACCAGAAGACCGGCGAGGGAGAAAUGCGAGCGAAGCAGCCGCCGAAUUGCGAGACGAAGAAAUCAUACAAGUUUGAAAUCACGGCCUGGGGCUGCGGAGGCGAAGUUUCGAAAAGACCUUCUGGCGAGAAUUUUCAUCCCGGAAUGAUUCAAGUACCUUAUGGGGAAGUUGAGCUGCAUAAGCUUCAGUGGAUUAGCGACCCCGUGAGCUCCUCGUCAGGGUUUGUUGACUUUCCCUCUCGUAAUGAAGGAGUCGGCGAAGUGAGUGAGGAUGUGCUCGUGGGGGACAUGAAAAAAGGAUCUCCGAAGAAGGACGAGCAGAGAAAUGGGAUAAGGCGUGAGGAUGACUCGGGGGAUCCUAUUGAUUCCUCUCGGCAUCCGACGUCACCGUCGUUGUCGGUGUCGUCUCAUUCACCAAACGUGACGGCGAGGAUCAAGGUGCAGGACGUGAACGAACACGCCCCGGAAUUCACGCAGGCCUCCUACAAGGUGGAGGCGGAAGAAGGAAGACUGUACCCAGAGCUCCUGACAGUGACUGCUGCCGACAGCGACUGUUCUCCAAAGUUUGGUGACGUCUGCAAGUACGAGAUCCUCAACGACGAUGCCCCCUUCAUCAUCAACAGCGAGGGUACGUUUUAUCCUUGA
Molecule: messenger RNA, 675 nt
Organism: Notodromas monacha
Lineage: Eukaryota; Metazoa; Arthropoda; Ostracoda; Podocopida; Cyprididae
Source: the annotation of a GenBank genome assembly